This is a messenger RNA of Triplophysa dalaica, 1603 nucleotides long. It is a transcript of the gene bcl7bb, whose product is annotated as BAF chromatin remodeling complex subunit BCL7B b. The record is from RefSeq and is a predicted model, not a curated record. NCBI's taxonomy places the organism in Eukaryota, Metazoa, Chordata, Actinopteri, Cypriniformes, Nemacheilidae. Bases 265 to 876 code for a protein of 203 amino acids. The transcript has 7 exons.
CUCAUGUCGAAUAAGUCUGUCGUGCCUCUAUAUUGUGGAAUGAAAUAAAUCUGAUGGAGUUCUCAAAAUGUAGAGGAUCAUACAAGAAGCCUCAUGGUGUGGUUUCAACAAUAUAAACUUGUUGAUAGCAGAGAGGCUGCGCCAGUGGCGCGUUAUUACAUCUCGCGAGAACAAGACGAGCACAGCGCGAGAUCAAGUUGCUGACGGAGGAAAGGCAAGAAAAGGCAGAUCUUGACAUUGACAAACUAAAAAAAACCUGUUAAAAUGUCGGGGCGAUCCGUGCGAGCGGAGACGCGCAGCCGAGCCAAAGAUGAUAUUAAAAAAGUAAUGGCGGCUAUUGAAAGGGUUCGUCGGUGGGAAAAGAAGUGGGUUACAGUGGGCGACACAUCCCUACGGAUAUUCAAAUGGGUUCCUGUUACAGAGACUAAAAAGAUUUACAAGCCUAAAGGGACAGCAACAGCAGGGAGAGAACUGAAGGGUUUUCCUACAGAUGUGGUGUUGGAAAAUGCCCGUUCAGUGCUAUUGGAUUUUCAUGACGACAACAGUAACCAGAGUUUCCUGUCAGAUGCCUAUCAGUCUAACACAAAAGUGGACAGCAGUGGCAACUCAAGUCCACAGCACGUGAGUGAAGCUUUGAGCCCGUCCCAUGCGCCUUACUUCCGCACUGAGGAUUCCCAGCCUCCAACCCUUGGUCAAGAGACUAUGCAAGCUGAGAGAGAGACAUCCACGACUAGCAGUGAAGUGACAGAUGAGCCCCCGACUCUCAUUAAAGAAGAUGUGUUGUCUCUGUCUGCUCAGGAGGAGGAGGAGGAGGAGGUUGUUGGAGCUCCAUCACUUAAAAGAGCUUGCACUGAACAAAACUCAAGUUUGAGUUAAUCUCACUAUACUAAAAAUUUAAAUCACUGGUCAAAACUUUCAAUUACAGAGAUUAAACAUAUGAACAGACAUUUCUACAACUUGUCAAAAUACCUGAAAUGCUUUUGGGACACAGAUCCUGUUUUAUAAAUGUACCUUUUUGCAUUAUACGCAUGUGAUGCAUACAGAAUGUCAAAAUAUUCAAGAUUUAUUUUCACCGUAGCCUGUGUUUACAGUAUCUUCUAUAGUAUUUUAAAGUCUCUUUAGACUUUAUUUCAUUCAAAUAAUGUUAUGCAUCUUUUUACACGACAAGGUCGCAUUUUUGUAUUUUAAAUAUGAAGGCUAACACUCCACAGGCUGAGGUAUUAAAAAAAACGAAAAAGAUAAUAAACAAGAUUGCAUACGAUCGAAAUCAUGUUGCUAGUUAAAAUAUUUGUCCAGGCUUUCUUGUAUGAAAAAAUAAAAGCACUUUGAUUUAUUAUAUUUAUUGGUCAACUAUUAUAUUUUAGUAUAUUUUCAGUAUAGUAUAUUUUCAUGUGGUGUGUGUCAUUGAAUACCUGGAUUUUAGUUUUAUACAAAUGAAAAUUUAAUCUAAACUGUCUCUUUAUUUGGAACAGAACUGAAGUGUCUAUUGUCUUCAUUUAAAAUAAAUGCGGCUGCUUCCUUCAAUGAAUGAAUUCGACUUAAAGUCGAGUCUACAAAAUAUGCAUUUCUGAAAUUGACAAAACAAUAAAUUAAUGAAACAGUA